AUGACAGAUUCUUGGUUCGAUGAUUGGGAUCCAGAAACCCUCUACUUAAAAGAUGUUGAAAAUGUGGAUAAGGCUGCCGAUAAAUCUCCUUGGCUAGAUAGUGCAAAGGGUAUCGUUUGUGGUCCUACCUUACGUCUUAAGGAGAUUCUUUAUUCCAGAGAUGGUACUCAAGGUACUUACAAAGGUUCGAUGUUAAUCAUCACGAAAAACCAGCAGGAAUCCCCUGUAGUAGAAUAUUCCAUGGGUCUAGCUCCAUUUACGAACCGUUCCAAGGAAAAUAUUUUAAAAGAACAAGAAUUAAAUGAUUCAAUGCAAUUAGAACAAGGCUUCUUCAAACCAACUAUGUUCCAUAAAGAUACAUUAUCUCAAUUCAACAAUGAUAUGUUUUAUUUCCAUAGAUAUAAUAUCGAACUUCCAUUGGCUAAGGAUGAAUCAAUGAUUAAAUAUUCCAUUGAUAACAAGACUGAAGGUUUCUAUAGAUUUUUUGUUCCAGGUUUAAAUCAAAAUUGUAAUAGUAUUGCUUACUCAUGUAAUGGGUUUUCUUUGAAAGUUAACACAACAACUUUUAAAGGUUCCCUAUGGCUUGAUAUUUUAAGAAAACAUAGUGGAUUACACUACCAUUGUAUGAUGGGUGGUGGGGAUCAAAUCUAUUCCGAUCAAAUUACUUUACGUUGUGCUAAAGUUAAACAAUGGUUAGACAUCAAAGAUCCAAUAAAAAGACAUAAGAUGAAAGUGGAUAAGGAGUUCAUGACUGAAUUAGAUGAAUUCUAUUUAAAAGAAUAUAUCGAUUGGUAUGGGUAUGGUUAUUGGAAAGGUGGUACUACUGAUUCAAAUACUACUCAACGUUGUUUCCCAAAAGCAAUGUCUACUAUCCCACAUAUCAAUAUUUGGGAUGAUCAUGAUAUUAUUGAUGGGUUUGGUUCUUACGACGAUAAAUUCAUGGGAACCGAGGUUUUUAGUUCUAUUGGUCAAAGUGCCUUCCGUUAUUAUAUGUUAUUCCAACAUCAUGUCUCUUCAUUCCCAGAGGAUAAAGAUCAAGCAGAAUAUUUAAAUUCCAACCAUUGGAUUUUGGGGAAAAAUCCAGGUCCUUAUACCAAGGAAAAAAAUCAUACAGUUUAUACGUCAUUAGGUCCAAAUAUGGCCAUGUUGGGUUUGGAUUGUAGAACUGAACGUAAAUUGAAAGAAAUCGUUAGCCAUGAUUCUUAUGCUAUCGUAUUCAAACGUUUAUACGAGGAAGCUGAAAAAUCAAAAGGUAAAUUAAACCAUUUGAUGGUCAUGUUAGGGGUUCCUAUUGCUUAUCCAAGAUUAGUUUGGUUAGAAUGGUUAUUCACUUCUAAAUUAUUAGCCCCAAUUAAAUACCUAAGUAAGAAGGGGAUUGUUGCAAGAGGUUUAGUCAACGAUUUCAAUGGUGAUGUAGAAUUAUUGGACGAUUUAAAUGAUCAUUGGUGUGCAAGACAUCAUAAAGCUGAAAGAAAUUAUUUAUUAUCAAAAUUGCAAGAUUAUUCCGCUAAAUUCGGGGUUAGAGUCACCAUCUUAUCAGGUGAUGUCCAUUUAGCUUCUUUGGGUAGAUUUUACUCAAAGGAAAAAGUAGAACCUGAAUUGGAUCCAAGGUUAGUUUUUAAUGUUAUCUCUUCUGCUGUUGUUAAUACUCCACCUCCAGAUGCUAUGCCUAAACUAUUACAACAAAGAGCCAAGAGAGGUCAUAGGUUAGAUCAUCAAACUUUAGAGGAUUCUGUAGCUUUAUUUAAAACUGAUGUUAACAAGAGUAAAACAUUAAGGCCUGCUUCUGGAUUUUAUAAUCGUCGUAAUUGGUCAGAAGUGGUUCCAAUUGAAAACGCUUUGAAUUCAACAGGUUGGUUAAAUAAACAGAACGAAACAGAUAAGAAACAAUGGGAAAUCGGUAGUGAAAUUAUUCCAGGUGAUAAUGAGAGAGGCCAAUCAUAUAAGAUUGAAAAUGAUGGUGUUGCAGUUACUAUCCACGUCGAAAAGGAUUAUAAUGAUUUACGUUCUAAUUCUAGAGCAUAUUCUUUCCCUAUUCCUGGUUUGCAUGUUCAUGAAAAAACACUCGAUCAUAAGGGAUUGAAACAUAGAGGUGAGUUUUAA
Molecule: messenger RNA, 2103 nt
Organism: Henningerozyma blattae CBS 6284
Lineage: Eukaryota; Fungi; Ascomycota; Saccharomycetes; Saccharomycetales; Saccharomycetaceae
Exons: 1
Coding region: 1-2103 (700 amino acids)
Cellular component (GO): membrane
Source: RefSeq, a predicted model, not a curated record